GAUAACGCAUUUUGCCCAGUCAAGUUUUGAAAAAUUCAGUUUCUGCGUGGAACGAAGGAUGGUCGUUAAGGUGAAUGUGAUAGUAUUGAUUUCUGCAGUAUAAUUCCUCUCUUUUUCUGCGCUAUCUUUAGUCGAAACCCUUCAAGAGCAUACUCUGAUUAAUCAUCUUUUUGUACUGUUGAGAGAGAGUGAGUUUUUUGACGGUUUCAGUAAAGUUAUUCGGGUUCGUGAGACACGGCUAAUCUGGGACAGUUUGGAUUCAUCCACUCAUCCAUUCUGUCGGAUCCUUAUUUUCACAGCAAACAGUGAUCUUCGAUGUCCACUCAUCCCAGCCACUCCCCAUCCGCAUCCGCAUCGCCUACGGACAAGCCCAACGAACCCCCGGUGAAGAAGCAGCGCACGGACGCCUCCUUCUCUUCCGCCUCUAACGCUUCGUCGGCGGCCUCGUUGAACGGCACGAGCAGCGGUCUGCUCAGCGCGGCUCCCUCCUCCUCUGCGCAGCACGACCAGGAAAUGACGGAUCUGCACCACAACAAGAACGGCAACAGCCACGCCUCCGACCAGGACAUGGAGCCGGCCGUGCGCGCCGCCAGCUUCUCCGGCGCCCUGCCCCACACCACCAACGGGGUGCUGGAGCGCGCCGAUUCCCAUUCCGGCGACCAGGUGCACAUCGACGAAGGCCUGUAUUCGCGGCAGUUGUACGUGCUGGGGCACGAAGCCAUGCGGCGUAUGGGCGCCACCAGCAUCCUGAUUUCGGGUCUGAAGGGACUGGGCGUGGAGAUCGCCAAGAACAUCAUCCUGGGCGGCGUGAAGAGCGUCUGCCUGCACGACGAGGGCCAGGUGGAGCCGGCCGAUCUGGCCUCGCAGUUCUUCCUGCGCGAGGAGGACGUCGGGAAGAACCGCGCCGAUGUCUGCUUCCCGCGCCUGGCCGAGCUCAACAUCUACGUCGAUGUGCGGCCCCACACCGCGCCGCUGACGGCCGCCUUCCUCAAGAAGUUCCAGGUGGUGGUGCUGACGGAGACGACGGUGGAGGAGAUGAUCCGCGUCAACGACAUCUGCCGCGAGCACGGCGCGGCCUUCCUGGCGGCCAACACGCGGGGAUUAUUCGGGCAGGUGUUCUGUGACUUCGGCAAGGAUUUCACCGUGCUGGACACCAACGGGGAGCCGCCCCUCACCGCCAUGAUCUCCCUCAUCACCCACGACGACAAGGGCCUCGUCACGGCCGCCGACGAGGCGCGCCACGGCCUGGAGGACGGCGAUCAUGUCACUUUCCAGGAGGUGCAGGGCAUGACGGAGCUGAACACACACGAGCCCAUCAAGAUCAAGUACGUCAAUCCGUACUCCUUCGCCAUCGGCGACACCAGCCACUUCUCGCCGUACACGCGCGGCGGCAUCGUCACGCAGGUGAAGAUGGCCAAGCAUCUGCACUUCAAGUCCUUCCGCGAGUCCCUGCAGCACCCCGCGCUGAUGGAUAUGGACAUCGCCAAGUUUGGCCGCUCGCACCAGCUGCACAUUGGCUUUCUGGCGCUGGAUAAGUUCUUGCAGAAGAAAGGCCAUUUGCCGCGCCCGCAUAAUGUCGAAGACGCCGAGGCGUUGCUGGAGCUGUGCAAGAGCGUUAAUGAACAACUGCCGCCAGAGACGAAAGUGGACCCGCUGGACGAGGAGACGUUGCGCAACCUGGCCAAGACGUGCCGCGGGGACCUGCCGCCGAUGCAGUCGGUGGUGGGGUCCAUCAUCGCGCAGGAAGUGAUGAAGGCCUGCUCCGGGAAAUUCCAUCCGGUCUUCCAGUUCCUCUACUUCGACGCCCUGGAGUGUCUGCCCGAUGCCGCGCUGGCGGAGAGCGAGGUGCAGCCCACGGGCUCGCGCUACGACGGCCAGGUGCAGAUCUUCGGCCGGCAGUUCGCCGAGAAAUUGUACAACUCCAAAUGGUUCGUCGUCGGCGCCGGGGCCAUCGGCUGUGAGCUGCUCAAGAACUUCGCCAUGAUGGGACUCGGCUGCGGACCUAAGGGUAAGAUCUUCGUAACGGACAUGGACACCAUCGAGAAAUCCAACCUAAACCGGCAGUUCCUCUUCCGGCCGCACGACGUGCAGAAGAUGAAAUCGGACGUGGCGGCGCUGGCCGCCAAGCACAUGAACCCGCACAUCAACAUCAUCUCGCAUCAGAACCGCGUCGGCGCCGACACGGAGCGGAUUUAUGACGACAGCUUCUUCGAGGCGCUGGACGGCGUGGCCAACGCGUUAGACAACGUGGACGCCCGCAUGUACGUGGACCGGCGCUGUGUCUUCUACAAGAAGCCCCUCCUGGAGUCCGGGACGCUCGGGACCAAGGGCAAUGUGCAGGUGGUGCUUCCGAAUCUGACGGAGAGCUAUUCGAGCAGUCAGGACCCCCCGGAGAAGAGUAUCCCGAUCUGUACGCUGAAGAACUUCCCCAACUCCAUUGAGCAUACGCUGCAGUGGGCGCGGGAUCUCUUUGAGGGGCUGUUCAGUGCGCCGGCCACCUAUGUGAUUCGGUACAUGGAGGAGGCCAAGUUCAUGGAGCAUGUGAUGAAGCUGCCCGGUGCUCAGCCGACGGAGAUGCUGGAGUCGCUGAAGAAGGCGCUGAUCGACGAGCGGCCGGCGUCCUUCGCCGACUGCAUCGCCUGGGCGCGCCAGCAGUUCCAGGAGCUCUUCCACAACCAGAUCAGCCAGCUCCUCUACAACUUCCCCCGCGACCAGGUCACCACCUCCGGCGCCCCCUUCUGGUCCGGCCCCAAACGCUGCCCGCAUCCCCUGGAGUUCAGUGCGGAUAACCCGAUGCACCUGGGCUUUGUGAUCGCGGCGGCCAGUCUGAAGGCGGAGAUGUACGGGCUGCCGCGCAACCUCAGUCCCAAGGAGCUGCACGAGCUGGCCGGCCGGAUCCCCGUGGCGGCCUUCAAGCCCAAGCAGGGCCUCAAGAUCGCCACCACCGAGGCCGAGCAGGCCGCCGAGGCCGCCAGCGUCGAGCACGGCCACGUCGAGGAGCUGGCCGCCGCGCUCCCGCCGCCCGCCUCCCUCAAAGGCUCGGGAUUCCACAUGAAGCCGAUAGAGUUUGAGAAGGACGACGACACCAACUUCCACAUGGACUUUAUCGUGGCCACGUCCAACCUGCGCGCGGAGAACUACGACAUUGCCCCGGCGGAUCGGCACAAGUCCAAGCUGAUCGCGGGGAAAAUCAUCCCGGCCAUCGCCACCACGACGUCGCUGGUGGUCGGGUUGGCCUGUCUGGAAUUAUACAAAAUCCUGCAGGGCCACGCGGAUCUGGCCAAGUACAAGAAUUCCUUCGUCAACCUGGCAUUGCCCUAUUUCGGCUUCAGUGAGCCCAUGCCGGCGCCCAAAAACUCCUACGGAUCCACGCAAUGGACGUUGUGGGACCGGUUCGAGGUGGAGGGGGACAUGACGCUGAAGGAGUUCCUGAACAUGUUCAAGGAGAAGUAUCAGUUGGAAGUGACGAUGCUGAGUCAGGGCGUGUCGAUGCUGUACUCGUUCUUCCUGCCCAAGGAGCGCGCCCUGGAGCGCAUGGACUGGAAGAUGACGGAGCUGGUGCGCAAGAUCAGUCGGCGCAAGAUCGAGCCGCACGUGCGCUCCCUCGUCUUCGAGGUGUGCUGCAACGAUCUGGAGGGGGAGGACGUGGAGGUGCCCUACGUCAAGUACAACCUCCCGUCCAACCACAAGAUGCACGACUAAGGCGCUGGGCUUCGUUCGCCGGGUGUCAUUUGGGGCGGAUGCGCGGGAAGGGAUUCUUUUGGCGGGGAAAUUAAUGUGAAUUUUUACUGCACUGAAUGGUCGGAAUAAAUGUGUUUUUCGUUUUAACCGCGGCGUUUUUCCGGGUGUGUUUCUCUUGUUUUUGCGCGCAUCAGUGUCUAGGCGUUUGUGUUUUUAACGGUGACUGGUGAUUUUGACGGUGCGUGGAUUGUGUCGCCAGUCAGUUAAUUAAUUAUUACGUUUUUUAGCCCAUUUUUCACUUUGAUUGUGGCGCAACACGGAGCGUUCACUGUUUCUACUGGAUUUUAUUCGUCGCGACACACAGCAGCGCACUGUGCGCCCAAUAAAACCUUUAUCAAUG
This is a messenger RNA of Paramacrobiotus metropolitanus, 4081 nucleotides long. Its product is annotated as ubiquitin-like modifier-activating enzyme 1. NCBI's taxonomy places the organism in Eukaryota, Metazoa, Tardigrada, Eutardigrada, Parachela, Macrobiotidae. The record is from RefSeq and is a predicted model, not a curated record. Gene Ontology annotation, cellular component: cytoplasm; SUMO activating enzyme complex. Gene Ontology annotation, biological process: protein sumoylation. Gene Ontology annotation, molecular function: SUMO activating enzyme activity. Bases 316 to 3702 code for a protein of 1128 amino acids. The transcript is spliced from 13 exons.